Gryllus bimaculatus (two-spotted cricket) is the source of this 5578-nucleotide messenger RNA. NCBI's taxonomy places the organism in Eukaryota, Metazoa, Arthropoda, Insecta, Orthoptera, Gryllidae. The record is from the annotation of a GenBank genome assembly.
AUGCAACGAUAUGGAGAGAUGUACCCUAAGCAUCAGCUCCCUAGACGCCAGCUUCUUGCAAAUGAAGUAUUUCAUAAAGCCGACGUGGCCAAGAGGACAUCAACUCUUAUAAAGGAAUUAGAACUGCUGUAUCCAGAAGGUAAAGCAAUGACUGAACUGAAGAAUAAAGAUUUGCUGAGUCUACUGGACUUCAUUCCACCAGUUCACCAUCAUUUUUAUAAGCACUUGCGGACAGCUGUUGCAAAGCCUGCAAAUGGCGCUCCUGUUGAAAAGGAAUGUAGAAAUGUGUUAACUGAAUCUGCUAGAAUUGCUCGGGGCAAUGUCAAGCCUUUAAAUUUGCUUAAUGAAUCAUGUGCUGAUGCCAUUGUUUUUCCUGGAGGGUUUGGUGCUGCCAAAAACUUGAGUGACUUUGCAUUGAAAGGAGCCGAUUGUUCCGUUAAUGAUGAUGUUACGAGAGUUCUGAAGGAAUUCCAUAAAGCCAGGAAACCUAUUGGAUUGUGCUGUAUUGCUCCUGUUUUAGCGGCCAAGAUACUGGGAAAUGUUGUUCUGACAUUGGGAAAAAAAGAUGGUGAAUGUUGGCCACAUUCAGGAGCAAUCGAACAGGCUGAGAAGAUGGGUGCAAAAAUGGAGUUCAAGAAUGUGGAUGAAAUCGCGGUUGAUACCAAAAAUAACAUAAUAACAACUCCAGCAUUUAUGUUUGAAGGCAAAUUUCAUGAAAUAUAUGAUGGGAUUGGAUUAAUGAUUAAAGAAUUAGUUUGUCGAAUUAAGUGAAUGUAUGUGUAUAUGAUAAAAAAAAUGUUUGUAAUUAGUUCACAUAUGUGAAUUAAACUAUUGUUUUUCAAGGAAGCAAUAAAUAAAUUUUUCCUUAUACAUCUUGUUUUUGAAAAUGUGUUGUUUAUUUAUGAUGUUUUAUACUUUACAUUUCAUCAUACAGAGAUUUUUUUUUAAACAUUUUUACAUUAUAUUUUUAUAUUAUCUACAAAAUUCAACAACAAUAACAACAAAAUAACAAUUGUAUAAUGUAGUCUGUAUCAUUGAUAUAUCCCUUUUAAUUAAAGCAGUCUGUGCAUUGAUUCCACUAUUUUCAACAAUUUUUAGUUGCAUGUUGCAUUAUUAAAAUGGUAAAAUGAUAUCUCUCAAAAAAUAAUCAUUUAUCAAGAAACAUCAAUAACUACAAUGCAUAAUGCUUCUUCAGUCGGUUUGUGUUUUCCUGUAAUUCUUUUUUCAGACAUUGAGAUACAAGUAUUGCAUCCCAUGCAGCAUGUUUUAUUGAGGAUCUGGAAAUUGAAUCAUCACUCAAAUUUGUCAAUUUAUGAGAUACAUACUUUUACAAUCUUAAUAACAGUUCAAUUUUUCUUGAGGUGCAAUUGGUAGGCUCUUUAUUAGUGAGAAAAGUCAGUUAAUUUCUGGAAAGAUUAUGAUAAUUAUUCAUGGUAUUAAUUAUUCAUUAUAUGUACACAUCUUUCAUGAACUACGCACUUUGAUAUUAUUGUAAUUUUUAUCAGAUACUUGUUAAGAAAAGCUAGUAAGGUAAGGUUGAAUAAUUUCUUACAUUAUAGUGUGUGAUCGAGACUUUCUUUAUUUUUUUUUUUUUUCUGUUUGUUACUAAGCUCAAAAUCUUCAGAUUAUAGUGGCCCUUAAAUUCAUUUUUUUCUCCUAAAAAUACAUGCUUUUUCAGAAAUAACCACUUACUCUCUGUAGCGCAGUGUUGUUAAAGUAUCAAAUUGGUUGUAUAAACAUUUUUUACAUUAGGAAAUACAUUUGAUACUCAUACCUUCUCAUUAGCACCCAAAUGCAGUGUCAGAUGAUAUUUAAUUGUCUUUGAAAAUUGCGAUUUUGCACUUUUUGGGUACAUUUUUACAGUAACCCUGAAUCAUUAAUGACUUCCACUAAAAUCUCUUUAAAAUAGACAAGUUUAUUACUGUGCCCUUAUACUACUCGGAAAUGUGGAGUUGACAUUGAUUUCUCUUAUUGGUCUGCAUCCAUCUCAGUAUGAGAUUGUUUUGUUACAAAAAUAAUACAUUAUUUAGAAUUCAAAAAAUUAUUUUCAUUGCACUAUAAUACAUAUCAUUACAUACUUCAUCGUGCUUACUCUAUACCAAUUUCUUAGAUUUUUGUAAUGUAUGUGGGUAUUGUUUAAUAUAAAGUUUCAAUUAUAAGAAUAUUGUUUGAAUAAUAUUCUGUGUUAGUGGAAUGAAAACUUAAGAAAUUGUGUUGGGUUUGAAAUUCUUUUCUCUACAGAAUACAACUUUUCAACCAAUGUUUUAGACUUCUGCUUUGCCAUUUAUUUUAUAAUAUCCCAUAUGCCUCUCUUUAAAUAAAUGUAUUCUGGUAGUAUGAUUGUUUUCUUAUUGAUUUUUGUUUUGGGAUUGUGAAUUGAUUUUAAGUAUUUUAAUGAGUUCAAAAUCAUUGUAGAGAAAAGGGAAGAGACCAUUUUGCAGAGGCUUAUUUUUUGAAAACAAAUUGUUGGAUACAUUUGUAUACAUUUAUUUUUGCUACUCUUAAUUUUUUCUUGUGUGUUAUAUGUUUAUGUUAAGAAUAUGGUGAUGAAGUAAUUUAGUACAAGAAAAUCUGAGAGAUGUUGAGAAAAUACAUAACAGGAACAUCUGGUUUGUCCAGGGCUUCAGACUAUAUAAUAUUUUUGUCCUUCUUUGAAAAAUACAAUGUAAUCUUAUAAAUUAUCUGUUUCAUUUGAUGAAGAUAAAUCAAUUAUGAGUUCUCCAUGUAAAAGAAAAAUAUUCAAAUGUUCAUGUAAUGACAAAAACAUGUGUAUAAAUUUAAUUUUAUAAGUCAGAUAAUGGAGGUUCAACUGUAAUAUUUUCUAUUUCUAAAACAACUUCGCUGAUUAGAUAAGUCUCUGCAUAAUGAAAACAGGCUCGCAAAAUGAAUGGAAAUUUUUUUUGAAUUCAUCUUUUUUAUUCAUACUUGGGUAUGCUAAUUUAAAACAUAAUAAUAUGUCGCUCUCGUCUCAGGAUUUCUCUCAAAGUUAAUGCUUCAAUUGUCUGUUUGCAUUUGUCAUACACCAGGGUAUAUAUUUUUACAAGUUUUCAAAAGAGGGACAUUACUUGGUAACUUCUUGUUCUGUGAAUGUUUCAAAUUACACACACACACACACAAAUUAGUCACAUCAGCCUAUGUGGUAAUUUGAGAUUAUUAUAGUGCUCAUUCUUGUGCUUAAAUAGUUUUAUUUGAACGUCUGUUGGUAGCAACAAUAAAGAAGCUAGUUCAGGCACAGUGGAAGUUUAUUCCCCUCCUCAUUCGCAAACUUAUGAAUUUUCAUAGUAAAUCUUUCAAUUUGUGGUAUAUUUGUAAUUUUUAAUUUUGUUUAUUCGAUAAUUGUUUAAUUUGUAAUGAUUUUAUACCUCGUGGUAUGUUUUUAAUAUGAUAGUAAUUAUAUCUCAGUGGUCAUUUAAACUUCCAAGUUAACUGUGUAAUAUAAUUGAACUGUUUUAUGCAUUGAUUGAUGUUUAUUAUGCAAUUAUUGCAAUAGACUGAUUGGAACUAUUAUCUUUUUUUAUUUGUGUUUCUAAAUGGCAGUGUAUAUUUUUCUAAUGAAGGAGAGUUGUAAUAGUGGGAAUCCACAACUGUAGAACUACCUCUAGAAGCGAAUUGAUUAAAAUUCUAUGAUUUAUUCUUAGUCACCACUGUCUUUUAGUUUUCUGUAUACCUUCAGAGGGAGGGGGGUUUAGGGCCUCACACUGAUUGAACACUAAGAUUAACAAUUGUUUUAUAUUUGAUUUUAGUGUACCUUGAUAUUUUACCCAAACAAUAGUAGCAAUAUGUAUUGUGAUUUGUGAGUUACGAUCAUAUCAUAUUCCAAUCAUAACGUUGGACUCCUGAAACAGGAAGUUUUUGCUUAAUGUUGAAUCAUUUGUAAGUGUUUCCUCACAAAUAGAGCUUGACAAAUGUAACUAAUAUUAUCAAAUAAAUUACAGCAAUGUCUUGUUGUCAUUUUGAUACCUAAAUAAGUUUGACAACAGCAAUUGCAAGUGUUUUGGUGAGAUUUUAAUAAACUUAAUAAACCAGAAAAACUCCUUAUAUUUCAGAAAAACAAAUUUCUAACAGAACAUUGAAUAUACUUUAGAAUGUCAAAGAGAUGUAGUUUCAACCAAGAUGACAAGACUUCAGUGUUACAUUAGUGGCUGCACACUAACAAUAUAUAAAUAAUAAAGUUGUACUUUUUUUGGGGGGAAAAAGAAAAAAAGCCAGGAUGCCAAUGACAUGAAUAUAAAAUUUCGUGUUUUUGCAGGCAUGACAAUAAUAUGCUUCUUAGUGAAAAACACUUGUUUAAUUAUUGUUACUUAAUACCUUUUAAUUAUUUGGAAAGUGUGAUCUUAAAAUUCCAUGUUUCAUUGUAGACAUGGAUAUUGAAGCAGUAAUUCAAUUUUAUGUGUGCCAGCAGACUUAGAUAUUACUUUCACAUUCUAUUUACGUGACAGUAGCAUGUGCUUCUUUACUGCAUGAUUUGAAGGAAGAUGAAAGAUCUAGACUUAUUUAACGAAUCAGUUUAUGUAUAAUUUUGCUGAUGUUUAAUUUUAAAUUUGUUUGGUUAGAUCUUAUAAUUGCUGUUAAUUUAUAAAUACAUGUUCCUAAUAUCUGUUUUCACAUGUAGAAUUAACUGCAAAGCAUUGAGGAAACAUUGAACCAUCAAGUGCUGAUUGUUUUCAGUAGUACACAUUUUUAAUUAAAAAUUUGUGGAAAUAUAUUUUGAGUAGUCAAGCUUUUAAAUUAAAAAUGAUUGAAAUUUGCUAACAUCUCUGUUAUCUUUCCUAUUGUUACUUUAUCAAACUAUCACAAACUUGAAAAGUUAGUUGGAUCCUGAUGCUCUGCCAGUAAUUAUUUUCUGUUUCUGUUAUUGACGAUUUAAUUGUAUUUGGGUGGCAUAAUGCACACAUGAAGAUUUUGAUCUUAUACCAUGAAAUCUUUAUUUUUAUAUUUAGCAUGCAUAUUUACAGAAAGUGUUUUAUUAUUAUUUUCGCUCUUAUUUGUUCACUUAUUUUUCUGUUCCUUUGAUAAUUGCUGAAUUCCUUAAGGUUCACAUUCUUCUAAGAUAAAGAAGAUUUAAUGGAAUUCAUGUAUGCUGUUGUUAGAUUAAAAUGUACUGUUACUCACAAAUCAAAUCACUUGUUUCAGGAACAGCACAUGAAUACAUACUUGUACUUCAUAUGAAUAAAGACUAUGUCUCUCCAUAAUAGUUCUGUUAAUAUUCAGGUACAAAGCCUAUUCUUUCAUCAGUAUUGACAAAAACGAACCAAUUCUGCUUUUGUUAUUUUUAACGCUUUUCAGCUGUUUAGGUAAUAUCAUUAUGAUAUGUGUUUACGAGCUCUUCUCAACAGAAAGGAGCAAAAUAUGUUUUUUACACCAUUGUAAAUACAUUAGGCAAGGGAAAUACAGACUUAUUUUUAACAUUUAUAUCAUUUAUUGUUAGAAAAUGAUUUCAGCUAAGUGCUAUGAGUGGUUCAUGCAAGUCUUUCAGUGCAGAAGUGGGUAUUUUAUUUUUUUGUUUUUUGAGUUUUCCUUUCUGAAGUUGAAUUAGCUUUCUCUUGCCUACUGAAAGCUUCUUUAAUAUUUUUUCCUC